Messenger RNA from Carlito syrichta (Philippine tarsier), 2325 nucleotides. RefSeq names its product kelch like family member 7 (gene KLHL7). Lineage: Eukaryota; Metazoa; Chordata; Mammalia; Primates; Tarsiidae. Gene Ontology annotation, cellular component: Cul3-RING ubiquitin ligase complex. Gene Ontology annotation, biological process: protein ubiquitination. The record is from RefSeq and is a predicted model, not a curated record. Gene Ontology annotation, molecular function: protein binding. The coding region runs from base 493 to 2109 and encodes 538 amino acids. The transcript has 12 exons.
CAGGCGCCCCAGCCGGGCUCGGGUUCUGCCGGCGAUUUAGCCCAGCAGGCAACGCAGCCUUCCCGGGAACUCCUGAGGGAGCCGCCAGGCCUCGACCUUCCGCAGUGGCCGAGCCGCCGCCCCGCCCGCCCGCCGUGUUUGGCCUGCAGAGUGCCCCGUGUGCCCGGAGAGUGCGACCCUCGCCCGGCCCGGCGAGCCCCGGGCGUGAACGGAGCCGAGGGAGGAUGGCAGCCUCCGGGGUGGAGAAGAGCAGCAAGAAGAAGACCGAGAAGAAACUCGCUGCUCGGGAAGAAGCGAAAUUGCUGGCGGGUUUCAUGGGCGUCAUGAAUAACAUGCGGAAGCAGUGAUUUAAAUCCACCACCCAACUAUAGUUUAAUGUGCUUAGGAAUUUAUACCCAGUGCUAACUUGAAAUCACACUGGGAGGUACUGAUUGCCGAACCCUGUUGACAAGCCACAAAAAUCCAAAGAAAACAUUGUGUGAUGUGAUCCUCAUGGUCCAGGAAAGGAAAAUACCUGCUCAUCGUGUUGUUCUUGCUGCAGCCAGUCAUUUUUUUAACUUAAUGUUCACGACUAACAUGCUUGAAUCAAAGUCAUUUGAAGUAGAACUCAAAGAUGCCGAGCCUGACAUUAUUGAACAACUUGUGGAAUUUGCAUAUACUGCUAGAAUUUCCGUGAAUAGCAACAACGUUCAGUCUUUGUUAGAUGCAGCAAACCAGUAUCAGAUUGAACCUGUGAAGAAAAUGUGUGUUGAUUUUUUGAAGGAGCAAGUUGAUGCUUCAAAUUGUCUUGGUAUAAGUGUACUAGCAGAAUGUCUGGACUGUCCUGAAUUGAAAGCAACUGCAGAUGACUUUAUUCAUCAGCAUUUUACUGAAGUUUAUAAAACUGAUGAAUUUCUACAACUUGAUGUCAAGCGAGUAACACAUCUUCUCAACCAGGACACUCUGACUGUGAGAGCAGAGGAUCAGGUUUAUGAUGCUGCAGUCAGGUGGUUGAAAUACGAUGAACCUAAUCGCCAGCCAUUUAUGGUUGAUAUCCUUGCUAAAGUCAGGUUUCCUCUUAUAUCAAAGAAUUUCUUAAGUAAAACGGUACAAGCUGAACCACUUAUUCAAGACAAUCCUGAAUGCCUUAAGAUGGUGAUAAGUGGAAUGAGAUACCACCUACUGUCACCAGAAGAUAGAGAAGAACUUGUGGAUGGCACGAGGCCUAGAAGAAAGAAACAUGACUAUCGCAUAGCCCUAUUUGGAGGCUCCCAGCCACAGUCUUGCAGAUAUUUCAACCCAAAGGAUUAUAGCUGGACAGACAUCCGCUGCCCCUUUGAAAAGCGAAGAGAUGCAGCAUGUGUGUUUUGGGACAACGUAGUAUACAUUUUGGGUGGCUCUCAGCUUUUCCCAAUAAAACGAAUGGACUGCUAUAAUGUGGUGAAGGAUAGCUGGUAUUCCAAACUGGGUCCUCCAACACCUCGAGACAGCCUUGCUGCCUGUGCUGCAGAAGGCAAAAUUUAUACAUCUGGAGGUUCAGAAGUAGGAAACUCAGCUCUGUAUCUAUUUGAAUGCUAUGAUACAAGAACAGAAAGCUGGCACACUAAGCCCAGCAUGCUGACUCAACGAUGCAGCCAUGGGAUGGUGGAGGCCAAUGGCCUCAUCUAUGUCUGUGGUGGAAGUUUAGGGAACAAUGUUUCUGGGAGAGUGCUUAAUUCUUGUGAAGUUUAUGAUCCUGCCACAGAAACAUGGACUGAACUUUGUCCAAUGAUUGAAGCCAGGAAGAAUCAUGGGCUGGUAUUUGUAAAAGACAAGAUAUUUGCUGUAGGUGGUCAGAAUGGUUUAGGUGGUCUGGACAAUGUGGAAUAUUAUGAUAUUAAGUUGAAUGAAUGGAAGAUGGUCUCACCAAUGCCAUGGAAGGGUGUAACUGUGAAGUGUGCAGCAGUUGGCUCCAUAGUUUAUGUCUUAGCUGGUUUUCAAGGUGUGGGUCGAUUGGGACACAUUCUCGAGUACAAUACUGAAACAGACAAAUGGAUUGCCAACUCCAAAGUCCGUGCUUUUCCAGUCACAAGUUGUUUAAUUUGUGUUGUUGAUACCUGUGGAGCAAAUGAAGAGACCCUUGAAACAUGAAGAAUGAGGGGACUUCAUCCUCAUCAGAGACUCAAAAAUAUGGCCACCAGUGCUUUGUUCCAAGAGUUUGGUUACAAAGUUUUGGUUUGGUGUUUUCGUAAAGAAAGUUUCAAGUGAAGUAAGGUCCCUAAUAAGAUAGAUAUUUCUUUUAUAUGGAUUUUCUUACUUAGUUCAAAGAACAUAUUUUAGCUGGCCACAAAACAAAGAAAUAGCAAG